Messenger RNA from Drosophila willistoni, 2236 nucleotides. RefSeq lists its product as uncharacterized. NCBI's taxonomy places the organism in Eukaryota, Metazoa, Arthropoda, Insecta, Diptera, Drosophilidae. The record is from RefSeq and is a predicted model, not a curated record. Gene Ontology annotation, cellular component: membrane. Gene Ontology annotation, molecular function: ligand-gated monoatomic ion channel activity. The transcript has 10 exons. Bases 24 to 2171 code for a protein of 715 amino acids.
UUCUCGUUCCAAUUCCAUUCACAAUGUUGAUACAACCGCUGCUGGGUCAUCUAAGCCAUUUGCUUCACAUUAUAGUUACCCAAUAUUUUGCCUCUUUAAGCUCUGUGCUCAUUGUCUACAAUGACACUUUGCUUACCUCGGCUCUUCAGUUGGAGUAUCUCAGUUCUUUGCAAUUGGCCCUGCGAAAUCUUAGUCGUCCUCUUUUGCUGCAAUGGAUCAAUGUGGCAACUUUGCUCGAUUAUAAUGACUUGGAGUUGCAGAUAUUAAAAGCUGUCAAUAAUACUGUGACCGAGGGUUUCAUCACAAUUUUACCACAGACUUCGCUCUUCAUUCAUGCUCGUUACUUUGCCACACGGAAUGCCAAUGUCAGGCUUAAGGACAAACGUUAUUUAUUUCUGUGUGAACACGAAGAUCCUAGAGUUUUGCUUGGUAUGGAAAUAUUGCAGUUCUACCCACACCAUCUGAUGGUGCGACCAGAGCAAACAGCUGCCAUUGCCCUCGGGCGACCAGCAGCGACAGGAACGCCUCGUCGAGUCGACACGGUGACGAUGCGAUUGGGUAUGGAGUGGGAUGGCAGUUCGGCAUCUGCCGAUGCCGAUGCCCAUGCGGAUACGGUUACCACAGCCACUUUGCCACACCGCGACAUCAAUUUCGAGCUGUGGACACAAAAGUUUUUGGGUGCCUUUGGUAAUUUGGAUGCUAUACGCCUGGACGCAUUCUUGCCGAAUGAAACUUUUGUCAGUUCUCGUUCCCACUACAAUGACUCCCACAACCACUCCCAAUCUGAACUCCACACGAACUCAGUUCCAGUUGAACUUUAUCCCAACAAGUUGCUCAAUCUGCAGCAGCGUACACUGCGAAUGGGCUCCAUUACUUAUGUGCCAUAUACAGUUACUAAUUAUGUGGCAGCUGGCGAAGGCAAUGUUGAUCCAAUUAAUCCUCAUAAGGCCAAUCAUUCGAUUGCCUUUCACGGUUCCGAGGCGAAUCUGAUGAAGUCCUUUUGUGCGGUGCAUAAUUGUCACCUGCGUGUGGAAUCAUAUGGUGCUGACAAUUGGGGCGGCAUCUAUGACAAUGGGACAGCCGAUGGAAUGCUGGGCGAUAUUUAUAAACAACGCGUUGAAUUGGCAAUUGGUUGCAUCUACAAUUGGUAUGAUCAAAUUACAGAGACCUCAGCAACGAUUGCUCGUUCUUCGGUUACCAUAUUGGGUCCAGCACCGGCGCCCUUACCUUCGUGGCGUUCAAAUAUCUUACCAUUCAAUUCUGGCACUUGGCUUCUACUCAUUUUCACCGUACUAAUUUGCAGCUUAAUAUUGUAUUUAAUUGAAUACUACAAUUAUUAUGUUCAAGAAAUGUUGGGUCAGCAGAAUGCAAUGAAAUUUCCACAUAGAGAGAAACUUCAGAAAUCUUUGCUAGAUACAUUUGCCCUGUUCAUACAACAGCCAUCGGCUCCGCUUGGGUUCAAUCGGUUUGCAGCACGAUUUUAUUUGGCCACCCUUCUGUGUGCCACCAUCACGUUGGAGAAUAUCUACAGCGGCCAACUGAAAUCGCUGCUAACGAUUCCAUUUUAUAGUGCUCCCAUUGACACGAUUGCCAAAUGGGCUCAUGCCCAAUGGAAGUGGGCAGCACCUUCCAUCAUUUGGGUUCACACUGUGGAGCAUUCCGAUUUGGUGAACGAGCAAAUAAUGGCCAGAAAUUUCAAAGUUCGCGACUAUGAUUUUUUGUAUAAUGCCAGUUUUCUACCCAACUAUGGCUUGGGCAUUGAGCGCUUGGCCUCGGGGGCAUAUUCCUUUGGCGACUAUGUGACCCAAGCGGCAGUUGAGAAUCGUAUAAUUUUACAUGAUGAUUUGUAUUUCGAUUGGACAAGAGCCGUUUCCAUUAGAGGUUGGACUUUAAUGGACAUUUUGAACAAGCAUAUACGCAUCUGCCAGGAAUCUGGACUCUAUGUACAUUGGGAACUAGAGAGCAUUGUGAAAUAUUUGGAUAAAAAGACUCAAGAGAUUCUUUUGGAUCUAAACAAUGGACAUAAAGUAAAGGAGGAGCCAAAACCACUUAAUAUUCCGGAUAUAUCUGGUGCUAUGUUUGUACUGGCCUUUGGUCUAACCUUUGCCACUGUUGUAAUGACAUUGGAGCUUUUUUGGAACACGUUUCUAUCAUCAAGGCACAGCCAAUAAUUGAGUUCUAUCUUAUGUAGAGAUCUAGUCUGUAAACUAUCUUUUCGAAAUCAAUUCAUAAAUAU